Molecule: messenger RNA, 608 nt
Organism: Aedes aegypti (yellow fever mosquito)
Lineage: Eukaryota; Metazoa; Arthropoda; Insecta; Diptera; Culicidae
Product: beta-1,3-glucan-binding protein-like
Exons: 1
Biological process (GO): carbohydrate metabolic process
Molecular function (GO): hydrolase activity, hydrolyzing O-glycosyl compounds
Source: RefSeq, a predicted model, not a curated record
GGUAACAUUGACUACCGUAAUGGAGGAGUACACAUUGGUGUUGAACAGGUUGGUUCAACUUUGCACUUUGGACCUAAUCCGGAUCAAAAUGGUUGGGCUACUACUGUUGCAUACAGAAAUUCCGCUGCCGGCCAAGGUUUCAACAACGGCUUCCAUUUGUACCAACUCGAGUGGACCCCAGAUCAUAUUACAUUUAGCGUAGAUAACCAGGUGCUUCGACGCAAUGAUGCUGGUUCUGGAUUCUGGGCUAAGGGUGGUUUUGUUACUACUUCACCGGCUUCCGAGAACCCAUGGAUGCAUGCUACUACAAUGGCUCCGUUUGAUCAAGAAUUCUACAUCAUCAUGAAUUUGGCCAUCGGAGGAACCAACGGUUACUUCCCCGAUGUUCCGCCAGCAACCAAUGGCGCUCGUGGUAAGCCCUGGGCAAACACUUCACCAACUGCGGCACGUGAUUUCUGGAAUGGCAGGAAUUAUUGGCUCCCGACCUGGCGCAUGGCGGAAAAUAGAGGAAAGGAAUCAUCGUUCCAGGUAGACUACGUGCGAGUAUGGGCUUUGUAGUUUGAAGGAAUAAAAGUAAACACUACGUUUUGCAUAACAUAUUUGCAUUA